GCAAAGCAUUUCAACUUCUCUACACAAGAAUAGAGUUCUAAUAACCCUAUCUGUAUAUCUGCCAAAAGAAAAGAGCUGCGUGGAACUGGGAAGCUGGAUCAGGGAGAGAAGCUGUGAAGGCUGUAGCUUGACCUUGCAGAGAGAGAUCACUUCUACAUUAGGAACACGUCUAAAAAUGGCAUUGUGGACCAAAUCAUCUGAGAAUACUGAUGACCAGUGUUACUUUGACCAAACAGAUACUGUGAAGCUGGAUAAUCAGUCAUUGGCAUCACUACUACCACCUAGUCAAUCUUUGGUAGCCAUUCAGAAGAAGUUGAAAUUCACAGUUGCUGCUCUUGCUCUUCUUUAUAUUAUUGUUUUGGCCUUUCUACUCAUUUUUAUUGGGCUUAAAGCUAACACAGCAGUUAAAGAUGGGAAUAAUGUACAAAAAAUGGAAGCAAGUCAUCAAGACGAAUGUGAUUUUAAAGAACCAAAUGAACAAAUGUUGCCUGAUUUUUCCAUUAUUCAACAUGAAUUUGCUCAAAACAUUUCUGAUAUUAAAUAUGAGCUGUCUGUAAAAUCAUCACAUCUGCAAACAUUAAAUCAACUGUUAAACCAAACUUUAAUGCAAAAUCAAGACCGUGACAAGGUUGUCACGGAAAUUCAGAAAGCACUGGAAUCCCUGCAAACAGUACUGGGUCAUUUUCAGACGGAAAUACAUUUGCUCAACUUAACAUUUACAGAAAAUGUGUACAGAUUGCAGGAGGAUAUUGUGCAACUCAAAUCACGUUUCCACAAUGCAUCAUCGGAUAUUUCUAAUGUGAAAGAACAGUGUACCUCCCUGGAUAGGGAAAUGAAAGAAGAAGUGCAAUUAUUAAAUACAAUCACAAAUGACCUCAAAUUAAAAGAUUGGGAGCAUUCAAUAACAUUGCAAAAUUUAACACUAAUUCAAGGUCCACCAGGUCCAAAAGGAGAACAUGGUGAGAAAGGACUGAAAGGUGAUCCAGGUGACCAGGGACGAGAAGGUGCGAGAGGCUACCCUGCAAGUAAAGGAGAAAAAGGAAUGCCUGGAUUGCAAGGGUCAAAAGGAUCCCCAGGAAAUGCUGGAGAAAGGGGUCAAAAGGGAGAAAAGGGUGAGAUGUCUUACAGUAGUAGUUCAUCGGCGCCCACUGUUCGGCUCGUUGGAGGACUUACUUCUCGCCAAGGAAGAGUUGAAGUUUUGUACAAUGGAGAGUGGGGCACUGUGUGUGAUGAUCAGUGGGACAUUUUAGAUGGGAGAGUUGUGUGCAAAAUGCUGGGCUUUUCAGGUGCUCUUAGAGUCCACAUGGGACAAAGCUUUGGGAGAGGAACAAGCCGAAUAUGGAUGGAUGAUGUCCAGUGCACUGGGUUGGAAAGUUCAAUCCAUGGAUGUAAAUUUAAAGGAUGGGGAGUCACAAACUGCAAUCAUAAUGAAGACGCUGGGGUUACCUGUUCAUGAUUUUACAAUUUUUAAAGUUAACGUUGCUGUUAACAAAUUAUAUUUAAUUUUAACUCCAGUGUAAACCUCAUUAUUAUUAAUAUUGAUCAUAUCUUGGUAUCAUUAUUUAAUCAUUCGCAAUAAUGAAGGCAUUGACGUAUGAUUUUCUGAAAAUGCAAGGCAACAAUUAUUGGCAUUUAGUAGGCAUUUUCUAAUUUAAUUAUUUGCAAAAAAUAUUACUUUAAAUGGACAGUGUAGGUGCAAGUUUCUUGUAAAUCAUGUUUUUUGCAAGAUACCAGGUGCAUGCUUUUACAAAAAAAAGCAAAAACAUAUUAGUCACACUAUUCUAUCAUAUUUCCAGUUAAAAGUGACGAAACACAAUAGCAAUAUGCAGCUGUAUCCUGUAAAUUAUUGUAUCAUGUUUUCAUAUUGCUGAAAGUGAGUAAAAAGUACAUGCAUGCGUAAUAAAGGCAAGGUUCUCAUCAAUUCUAUUUAAAUGAAUGCAGUUUCACUGAGCAUGUAUGUACUUGUCUCUGCUUCCUGUAAACUCUCUGCUUAUAUGGGGGUAGAAGAAUUGGCUGAGAUUAAAAACCUUAUGACUGGGAAAGUAUAAGAGCCUGGAGGUUAUCUGAAAGCUGAAAGACUUUCAAAUGUGAAUUUUGUAUUAAAAAACCUGUAUGUGCAUAAUUUCUAUAAAUAAAAAGGGCAUUAAAUCUG
Messenger RNA from Pelobates fuscus (common spadefoot toad), 2152 nucleotides. It is a transcript of the gene MSR1, whose product is annotated as macrophage scavenger receptor 1. Gene Ontology annotation, biological process: receptor-mediated endocytosis. The coding region runs from base 176 to 1456 and encodes 426 amino acids. Gene Ontology annotation, molecular function: scavenger receptor activity. The record is from RefSeq and is a predicted model, not a curated record. The transcript has 11 exons. Gene Ontology annotation, cellular component: terminal bouton; membrane; synaptic cleft. NCBI's taxonomy places the organism in Eukaryota, Metazoa, Chordata, Amphibia, Anura, Pelobatidae.